AGGGUGACUCAUUAGAAAGUGUGGCUCAGUUUGUUUGAACGGGACAUGAAGCUACUCCACAUUUGUCAUGUGUAUACAUAUUCUUUGGCCGGCAAUUUGCCUGGGCGACGGCUCAGGUGAUUUCCGCAUGAGUGACUUUGGGAGGAGAGUGGUCAAAGUUCCAGGUCCAAAGUCAACAAACCGCCACAGUCUUAAGAUGAAGGACCCUAUCAGCACCUGCUCCUACAACCAACUCUAUCAGAACGUGAAACGCUAUUCAAAAAAUGGGGAGUACUUCUGCAAAGAACUCAUGACAGUCUUUCAGCAAAGGGCUGAGAUGGAACUCACAUAUGCUAAAGGCCUACAAAAACUUGCUGGGAAACUCAUCAAAGUCUCCAGAGGAAUGCCUAACAAUUCCACCUACAGCGCCUGGUGUCAUGUGUCAGAUGAGAUGUACUCGAGAGCAGACGCCCACAGGUCACUAGGAAACGCCUUUCAGCAAGAAGCGAUCGUGGAAUUACGACAAGUCUUAGACGAGCAUAAUAAAAGGAAGAGGCCGCUCGACAGUGUCAUUGAAAGGACUGGAAAACUUGUUACUGCUAACUGGAGUGAGCAACUCAAGAUCAAAAAGAAAUUAGUCGGACUGACAAAAGAGCACGAGGCUCUGUUCAACUUCGUUGAGGACAACAAACAAAUCUCCACUGAGAAAGAGAAACAAAAGAUGCUCAACAGGCUGACCAAGUCAGCGGAUGUGCAGACGCGGGUGGAUGAGGAGUACUUUAAUAUCAACUUGGAGGGUCAUCAGAUAAGACUCAAGUGGGAAAACACACUGAAGAGCUGCUACCAGAUCAUACAGGAGUUGGAGAAGCAGCGAAUCGAAGUUUUGUACAACAUUAUGUUCAGAUACAACCUCCAUAUGUCCGGCUUUGGGCAGACCCUCCAACACGGCCAGAGGCAGAUAGACCAGGCAAUUCAAAGGGUGGACAUGGACAAAGACAUAAAAACCAUGAUAGAGGAAAACAACAUCACGACUCUGGACAGCAAAACAGAAUUUCUGAUGGUUGAUUAUUUCGAGGAGGACAGCAAAUCACUGAUGGGCAAAGACAGGAGGAGAGACGCCAUCAAGCUCAAACUCGAGCGUCUGGAGGACAGUAUUAACAAAACAAAGAAAGACUGCGAAGCAAUCGAAAAACUGAUGAAAACGUACGCAGAAAAUCCGUCAUUUUCAAACCAGAAGAACCUCGAGGAGACCGAACAGCAGCUCGACGAGGUAAAACGGCGCGCGCGCGCUGAUGGAUGUUCGUCAUUCACGCGGAGGGUUUCUCCAGUGUUCACUAAUGCGGUUUGUCGCCUCCAGAGUACACUCAAACUGGAUCUUCUCGAGGCCACUCACCACAAGCUCUCUGUAUCGCUGUCAGAACUGGAAGGGAGGCCGAAGUCAUUUCACAGGUUCGGUGACAGCAUUGUGAAAUGGAAAGAUAAGGAUUGUGAACAUAGUGUAGUACAGCUGACCCGUCCAGUGAAACUCAGGAAAACAUCGACCAGAUCCCGGAAGUCACUGAGAUCUUCCAUCAUUUACAAAGGACCACCUCAGUUCAUGACACAAGAGUCAGCGGAGCCGUCACCGAACGUCGAGGCCUCGGACCAGCUCACUUCCACGCGUGCACAAGUGGAAACCGACGCUGUAGAAAGUGGCGGCACGGCUAACGGAGGCCUGCCUCACACGGACAACAACAAAGGACAAGCAGAUCAAACGAGACCAGAGUUGAACAGCAUCGGGAAAUGCAAAGCACUGUACAACUUCACACCUACACGGGACGAUGAGCUGGCUUUGAAAGAAGGAGAUCUUCUAGACAUUUACUCCAAGGAAGAAAAUGGUUGGUGGUUUGGCGUUCUUAGCGGGAAGACGGGCCACUUCCCGUCAACCUACGUUGAGGAGUUACCCAUGUUGACCAGUGUUGAAACAUCUGACGCCUGACUGAGCAGAGUAACGAACAGCAAAAGAUACACAAGAGAUACUGCAUUUCUACAC
Messenger RNA from Mugil cephalus (flathead mullet), 2011 nucleotides. It is a transcript of the gene nostrin, whose product is annotated as nitric oxide synthase trafficking. The coding region runs from base 68 to 1957 and encodes 629 amino acids. Gene Ontology annotation, molecular function: protein binding. Gene Ontology annotation, cellular component: plasma membrane; cytoplasm. NCBI's taxonomy places the organism in Eukaryota, Metazoa, Chordata, Actinopteri, Mugiliformes, Mugilidae. The transcript is spliced from 16 exons. Gene Ontology annotation, biological process: signal transduction. The record is from RefSeq and is a predicted model, not a curated record.